AUGAAGAUAUCAAAGUGCUUAUUAUUCCUUUCGGCCAUUACGAUUGUAUUUUCUGAUCCUUCAUCAGACUGCCUUUUACCUAUACCAGGAUUGAACUAUGAUGCUUGGUGGGGACCUGAAGAGCUUAGAGAACUACAAGACACCAGCAUCAGACCUUUUCAAGUAAACUUUACAAAUGAAACCAGUCCCUACAACCUACCGCACCCGUUCGCGACUAUAACAGAUGAACUAGCCGUCAUUGCUCUCAACCAUAUUACAGAGAGAAUAUUGAGCCAGUACACUACGUCGCCACAAAUGACUCUGGAUCUGCUGUAUCGUUUAAAACAUCGCCGGCAAUUGAUUCCCUCAUUAGAAGGUGUUUGGUUCGAGUAUGGUAUAAAUUCUGAUGUAGUCGAAGAAUGGUUAACAUACUGGGAGAACGACUAUAACUUUAAAUAUAGGGAGAAAGUUUUGAAUAGUGUUCCACAUUACAAAACUAAUGUACAAGGUUUGGAUAUCCACUUCGUCUGGGCAAAACCUCAGGUAUUAGAUCAUAUACAAGUAGUACCUCUAUUACUACUAAAUGGUUGGCCGAGCUCAUUCGUAGAGUUCCUCGAAGUGAUUCCUCGACUUGUAGCUCCGGAUGCACACCGAGAGUUUGCAGUAGAAGUAAUUUCUCCAUCGUUACCUGGAUUUACAUUAUCUGAAGGAACAACUCGUCCUGGCUUAAGUGCUGUGGACAUGGCAGUCAUAUUCAGAAACCUUAUGCACAGGCUUGGGCAUCAUGAGUAUUAUGUACAAGGUGGAGAUUUUGGCUCAAUGGUAGCCAACGGUUUAGCUACAUUAUUCCCUCAGGAGGUUCUGGGUUAUCACACCAAUCUACCGUAUUUAUUAUCAUUGCCAGCAAGACUACCUUCGCUAGCUUCUCUCCUUAUACCCGAUAUGGGUAAUUCGAUAUAUGCUGGUAAUAAUACUAAAGGGAGAACAUCCGAAGAUAAUAUUCAGCAAUUAGCAUAUUUGUACUAUCAAUCUACUAAAUCAGACACACUUGGAAUGGCCUUAAACGAAUCUCCAACAGGUUUACUUGCAUAUCUUCUAGAGAAGUUUCAUUUCGGCUCCGUAUUGGACAGAAGAGAAAACGCUGGAGCGAGACUCGACUCUAUUAUGCCUAGAGAUAAGGUUCUGGAUACAAUAACACUUUAUUGGAUGACGAGAUCUAUUACGACCAGCAUGAGAAUAUAUGCAGAGGUAUUUAAUAGAAGGACAUUUGCUAUGAAUAUUGAUGAGAUCAGGACACCAGUCCCUACAUGGGUCUUGGAGGCGAAGUACGAAAUAUCAGGAUUUUCAACUGGAACACUCCAGAACAAGUAUCCUAACCUGAUCCAACACAGGACUUUAGAAUAUGGUGGUCAUUUCCUACCGAUCGAAUUGCCUGAAAUGUUCUCCAACGAUGUACUAGAUGCCAUCACAGCAUUUAGAAGCUGGCAUAUUAGGAAUAAACGGAGAAAUGAACUGUAA
Molecule: messenger RNA, 1497 nt
Organism: Achroia grisella
Lineage: Eukaryota; Metazoa; Arthropoda; Insecta; Lepidoptera; Pyralidae
Product: juvenile hormone epoxide hydrolase-like
Exons: 9
Coding region: 1-1497 (498 amino acids)
Biological process (GO): epoxide metabolic process
Molecular function (GO): epoxide hydrolase activity
Source: RefSeq, a predicted model, not a curated record